Messenger RNA from Syzygium oleosum, 1216 nucleotides. Its product is annotated as agamous-like MADS-box protein AGL80. The record is from RefSeq and is a predicted model, not a curated record. Lineage: Eukaryota; Viridiplantae; Streptophyta; Magnoliopsida; Myrtales; Myrtaceae. The transcript has a single exon. Bases 558 to 1031 code for a protein of 157 amino acids.
CUUUUUUUUUCUUUUUAUUUUUCCAAACCGACUAUGCGAAAUUCGAAGACUCUAUUUUUACGCGCAUAGGUCGGUUGAUCGAUAUGCUUAGUUGUUCACUAGUAAAAAUGGACAUUGCAUACAUAGAAAGUUCUUGGAUUUCUAUCUGAUCAUGAGCUAUUUAAUUUCAUCCUAUCCAUGUUCCUUCCAACUGUCAUGUACGAGUAUAUUCCUCUUCCGCUCCCUUCUACUUUUAAAGAUUUCCAAACUCGGUCAAUGAUGCAUGUGUAUCCAAAGCCUUUCAUUCACCGACCAUGAUUUUCUAUGCUGGAUAAGAGACCCCAAAAUAGAAAACAGAAUCUGCUCAUUCACUACCAUGUAACCUUUGGCAUGAUGAAUUGCAAAUCUAUUUCCAUAAUCCAGAAUUUUCACCAUCUAUGGCACCGCACUUCCUCAUUUGAUUCUCAAUUGCCUUGAUUCAGCAAUUCCAGGAUAUGGAAUCACCCUCUUCGAGUAUGCUAUAAAUACGCCGACGUUUACACGUAUGGAGGCAAGAGAGUCCACAUUAAGAAUUAACGAUGAUGAGGAAGAAGUUAAAGCUCGAUAUUGUGUGCAGUGUGAGUGAGUUCGCUAUCAUUUAUGGUCGGGCCGAUAACGAACCCGUGAUAUGGCCAUCUCGCCCGGAGACUGCACAAUUGCUGAUGAGUUUCCAAAGCUUCCCAGAUGCGGAGAGGUCCAAAGAAAUGACGACCCAAGAGGCUUACCUCCGGGAAAAGAUAGCCAUGUACCAAGAACUGCUCAACAAGUAUAAGCGCGAAAACAAAAACAUGCAAAUGGACCUCUUGUUGCGCCAAUUCCAUCAGCAAGGUAAGAGCUUCGAGAACUUUACAAGAGAUGAGCUCUGCGAUUUACUCUCCUACUUGGAGGAAAAAAAAUCAGAGCUGAACAAAAGGAUCGCCUAUGUCGAAGGGCUUGCCCAAACAGAAGGUGACAACCAGCCUCAAGUACCGGAUCAAGGGUUCAUUGCAGGCCACAGCAGCACCGAGAACUAAACAACAGCACCACAAUACCCGUAUCCUCGUCGUAUCCUCGUUGUACAAUGUCGACUCCCAAUAACUUUGGGAGGAAUUGCAACGACCUAUAUGCUCUCUUGCAUGGUUAUGUUUAUAUCAGUUAUUAUCAUGUCCGUUGUUGACGACGCGAUGUUCUUAAUCGAAUAAAUUUCCUUUUAUGAUGA